Populus trichocarpa (black cottonwood) is the source of this 1043-nucleotide messenger RNA. RefSeq lists its product as uncharacterized. The record is from RefSeq and is a predicted model, not a curated record. Lineage: Eukaryota; Viridiplantae; Streptophyta; Magnoliopsida; Malpighiales; Salicaceae. The coding region runs from base 78 to 950 and encodes 290 amino acids. The transcript has 2 exons.
AUCAACUGUGACAACAGAUAUAUUCAUUGAUAGAGAACAGUUGUGCUACGAGUAGAUGAAUUAGUUGGUAAAUUGUUAUGGCCGUACGUCAACCCCCUCGAUCGCGAUCCCUUUUCGUACCGAAAACGGAAAGGAUAGAGGAAGAUGAAGCUCUUAUAUUGCGUGUUCAUCUAGCUGGUUUCUCUGAGAAGGACAUAGAUUGUAGGAUAAUUGCACCAUCACAUUAUAUCAGAGUAUGUAGUUAUCCUGCACUGAAAAACUGGCACUUCAAUACACUUUUUGAGAGCAUUCCAGAGAAAUUCAACCUCUAUGAAGCAAAAACCAAGUUUGAUGAUGGAAUUUUCACCAUCAAAGUUCCAAAAGUAGUUUCUGCAGAAAUGAGUGGUGCUAGGGCAUUAGAGGCCACGGCAAGACAAGAGGCUCCUAGCACGCAAGAAAGUGAUGCAAGCAAGUCAGGGUCUCAAAAAAGUGAAGAUGUUGCUGCAAAUCAACAAGCUCGGACAACCAAUGUAGAUAAAGAAAUUACAGAAGCCAAAGAUGUUGAACGUGUAAUAUUUAAGGGUCAAGAUCAAAUCCUUUCCGAAGCUAAUUUUCCAUUAUUGUUUACCAGAAAGAAGGAAAUAGAUGAUCAAAGCACUGUAGGGCAAGUUGGUGAUCGGAAUGCCAUUGAAAAGGAUAAGGAGAAGAGUGCUGAAAGCGUUGAUCAAGAGAAAGAAGGGGAAGGAAAGGAUAUGGAGAGGAGAGCUGAGAGCGUUGAUCAAGAAAAGGAAGGGGAAGCAAAGGAUACGGAGAAUGCAACUUCUUCUUCCAGCAAGUCUGCGAACGACAAUGUAACAACGGUUGUGACCGAAAGGCGAUAUAUAGUAGAGAAAUACACCAUCAUCUCAUUGAUAAUGGCAAUUGGAGCUUAUGUAUUCUAUAACAUCCAUGGCCAAUCUAGAAAGAAAUAACCUGUAAAAUGAAUAUGAAUAUGUCUGCACAUCAGCAAUAAAUAUUGGAUCAAUCCAACAAGAAUAACACUAACUACUUAGUUUGAUUCAGUA